AUGAAUGUUUCAUUUUUGUUAAUUUUCGUAUUAAUUCGAUUUGCACAUCCGCUGUGCUCCGAAACGUCACUAUGUAUUGAACGUAUUCGUCGCUUAGUAGCUGAACCAAGGCGAUUUUGGUUCGGUGAACAAUGGAAGUUAGUUUCGUAUGGGUUCCGAAAUUUCAGAAUUUUCCCAUUUCACAGUCUAGGUGGUAGACUAUUCCGAGUGAAAACAUAUCAAGCCGCAUUCCUACAAAAUCUUCGCUUGUAUCCUCGAGUAACUUUCAGAACACAACCAGGCACUUAUCGAGCGUGUGAUCAUGAUUUUGUGGUCGAUAAACCAGGAAGGAGCAUUAUUGAAGUGGAUCCAGAUAUGGAGCCAGUUGAGCCGUUCAACAUUCGUUAUCUACCGGAUAUUCGAUGGCCGGGAAUCAGUCGUAAUGACACGUUUAUAAUCUUGAUUACGGACGCUGGCUUCGGCACACUGAACUUCGUCGCUUACGAUUAUCCAAAAAACUCGAAGGUACUGCAGCAUUAUAAACCGUCAGAGAAUUUUCGACCUCUUGUCAAUCCACUUGUCGUAAUCGUUUUCCAACAAGCACCGAAACGUGAUUAUGGAAAUUUGAAGAUCACCGAUGGCUCAGAAUUAUUCAAUUUACCAAAAUUUAUGAUCGAUAAUGCACUCGAGAGCGAACAUAAGAAUACGAUCCUUUCAGAUUUGGUGGGUAUGAACAUCGUGAUGGUAUCAGCAGAUGCUUAUUCAAUUGAGAAGCAACGGAUACGAGCCAUUGUUGAUAACUGUCAUUCAUUGAUUCAGCAAAAAUUAAGAAAGGAUAAUCGCUGGUCCUUUGUGAACGCAUUUCCUUUAUCCGAAAUGGAUACAUCGCUCUCGGUGGAUUACCAACAACCUGCUGUUUCGUAUGAAGUUUGCUGUGAACAAAUUGAUUUAUGGGAUAUGUGGUUGCCACUGGAUCCCCUCGGGGACGGUAAUUUACCAUCGUUGGUAGUGCAUAAUGAACCACGAGUGUCUGCGAUACGUAUUCCACAAAACAACGCCAACUAUCAACGCAGUGCAAGGGACUUCGUCGGAGUUGUAUUAUUCGAUUAUUCCUAUUCACUGGUGCUGUUCGAUCCAGACAGGGCUUUUCUUCAUUGGUUAAUAAUCGACAUUCCGUCAGCAUCGCUAGCCGCGUCUAGUAUCAAUGACGGGAAAACGGUUGGUUGUGUUUUGAGUCUUUCUUUGAGGUGA
Molecule: messenger RNA, 1230 nt
Organism: Anisakis simplex (herring worm)
Lineage: Eukaryota; Metazoa; Nematoda; Chromadorea; Rhabditida; Anisakidae
Source: the annotation of a GenBank genome assembly